CCUACUGGACCCCAUCCGCUCCCUACACACUGUGGCAGCAGCUCUAGCGCACCGCGGACAGCAGCGCACCAGAGCGGAGCUGGAGGAGAAGAGGAGGAGGAGAAGGGAUUGUCUCCCCUCCGACAGGUGGGAUUAUACUCUACAGCAUCCCGUCGCUUCAACAUGCCCGUGGGGAGUAAAAGUCUGGUUGGGAUUACUGCGCUGAUCGCCUCACUGCUGCUCCUGUCCUGUGGGACAGGUGGAGAAGAUGUGUGUGACAGCCCACUGGUGUCCAAUCUGCCACCGUUGUCCUUCAGAAGUUCUUCCCAGUUGUCCAGCAGCCAUGGUCCAGUGUUCGCAAAAGUCAACAGAAGAGAUGGAGCUGGAGGUUGGUCUCCUCUCACCUCAGACAGGUAUCAGUGGUUGGAGGUGGACCUGGGGAGACGGACCCGGAUCACUGCUGUGGCCACGCAGGGACGUUAUGGCAGCUCCGACUGGCUGACAGCCUACCUGUUGAUGUUCAGCGACACAGGACACAACUGGAGACAACACCGACAGGAAGACAGCUUAGGGGCUUUUCCAGGUAACAGUAAUGCAGACUCGGUGGUUCAGUAUAAACUGGAGCAGCCAGUGAUAGCUCGCUACCUCCGCCUGAUUCCUCUGGACUGGAACCCUACUGGGAGGAUUGGCCUUAGACUGGAAAUAUAUGGAUGUCGAUACACUUCUGAUGUGGCAAACUUUGAUGGCAGCAGCAGCCUGGUCUACAGACUGAGUUUGAGGCCGAGCCGGACAACAAUUGAGACAAUUUCUCUGAAGUUUAAAACCCUGAAGAAUUGUGGGACACUGCUCCAUGCAGAGGGACAGAGGGAUCACAGCCUUACUUUGGUGUUGGACAAAGGAAAACUACUGCUCUAUCACCAACAAGCUGUAACUUCAUCCUCCAGUGGCCAGCUUCUUGUUUCCCUGGGCAGUCUUUUAGAUGAUCAGCACUGGCAUUACAUAAAACUGGAGCGAAUGAACACUCACCUCAACCUCACAGUGGAUAAAACCACACAGCAAGUACACAUACCUGCAGAACUUAGCCACUGGGACAUUCACCAGCUAAGUCUGGGUGCGGUUCAGGGCCAUGGACUUCAGAAACCCAUCUUGUCCAAUAGAAACCUCAGUGGCUGCCUGGAAAACCUGUUUUACAACAACCUCAACCUGAUCGACUUGGCUAAACAGAAAAGCCAUCAGGUCACUGUCGUGGGCAAUGUGACCUUUUCUUGUGCUGAGCCAGUUUUUGUUGCCGUGACGUUCACCGACUCCCAGAGCUUCCUGCAGUUGCCCGGGUCGACGUCGUGGUCACAAGGAGUCACCUCUGUAGCGCUGCAGUUCAGGACGUGGAACAAGGUGGGGCUGCUCUUGACCUUUGAUCUUCCAAACCAGGACGGCGUUGUGUGGCUGUACAUAAACGAAGCCCGGCUCCGUCUACUAAUCAGAAAAGCUGAAAGGAACCUUGUGGAGCUCAGUGCAGGCUCGGGUCUGAAUGAUGGUCAGUGGCAUUCUGUGGAGCUGAAGUUCAGAUCAGAUCAUCUGAGCAUCUCCGUGGACAAAGAUGAAGGAGCCACCGCCCACAUCAGCAUCCCACUUCCUCUCAGCACAGACAGCCCACUUUUCUUCGGUGGUUGUCCUGCUGAGGAGAACAGCCAGCAGUGCAGAAACCCCUUUAAAGUGUUUCAGGGCUGCAUGCGACUCUUGGCUGUGGAUAACCAACCUAUUGAUCUAAUCAAGGUGCAACAAAGGCUCCUGGGAAACUACAGCCAUUUGAAGAUUGAUAUGUGUGGCAUCAUCGACAGGUGUUCUCCCAGUCACUGUGAACAUGGAGGUAGAUGCACUCAGUCAUGGAACACCUUCCACUGUAACUGCUCCGACAGCGGAUACAGAGGAGCCACCUGCCACAGCUCGACAUUUAAACAGUCAUGUGAAGAGUACAAACACGACGGCAACACAUCUGGACAUUAUUACAUAGACGUCGAUGGCAGUGGACCAAUCAAACCUCAGCUUGUCUAUUGUAACAUGACAGAGGACAAAGCAUGGAUGGUGAUCCAGCACAACAACACAGAGCUGACCAGAGUGACCGCAUCACCUGAAGGAAACCAAUAUUCAGCUUAUUUUGACUACGCUUCUGCAGAUGAGCAGUUAGCAGCUAUAAUCAACCAGUCAGAACAUUGUGAACAGGAACUGUCCUAUUACUGCAGGAAGUCCCGGCUCCUCAACACACCAGAUGGUGCUCCGUUUAGCUGGUGGGUGGGAGGUCCCAGCCCAGGUCAGGUCCAGAUGUACUGGGGCGGGGCCCUCCCAGGCAGCCGCCAGUGUGCCUGUGGCCUCCAGGACAGUUGUCUGGACCCUUAUCACUACUGCAACUGUGAUGCUGACCACGACCAAUGGACCAAUGAUUCAGGUGUCAUCUCUCAUAAGGAAACCCUUCCAGUCCUGUCUCUGGUUUUAGGUGACGUUCAGCGGCCGGGGUCAGAGGCCGCCUACAGGGUGGGACCGCUGCGUUGUCAUGGAGACAAAAACUUCUGGAACGCUGCAUUUUUUGACAAAGAGACGUCCUACCUUCACUUCCCCACCUUUAACGGAGAGCUCAAUGCAGACAUCUCCUUUCUGUUUAAAACCACAUCCUCCUCUGGGGUGUUUCUCGAAAAUCUGGGGAUCAAGGACUUCAUUCGGAUCGAACUCAGUGCCUCCACAGAGGUGGUCUUUUCUUUCGACGUGGGGAAUGGCCCGCUGGAGGUUCGAGUGCAGACAAGUGUCCCGCUGAACGACAAUCGGUGGCACAGUGUGCGAGCUGAGCGUAAUGUGAAGGAGGCAUCGCUACGUGUGGAUGAAUUACCUGUCGCCACAAAGGCGGCUCCUGCUGAUGGACACAUUCAUCUGCAGCUCAACAGCCAGUUAUUCAUAGGAGGCACUGCUUCCAGACAGAAAGGCUUCCUGGGCUGCAUCCGCUCCCUGCAGCUGAAUGGUGUCACUCUUGACCUGGAGGAGAGGGCAAAGAUCACCCCGGGUGUCCGACCGGGAUGCCCAGGCCACUGCAGCAGUUACGGCUGGCUCUGCCAAAACCAGGGGCGCUGCGUGGAAAAAACCAGUGGAUUCUACUGUGACUGCAGCCCAUCGGCCUACACCGGAGCCUUCUGUCAUAAAGAAGUUUCUGCUGGUUUUAAGUCAACAACGUCCAUCACCUACAUGUUCAAGGAGCCCUAUGACCUGAGUGGGAACACCAGUGCCUUGCCUUCAUCCAUUUAUUCUGACAUGACUUUGAGAGGAGAGAACAUCUCCCUGAGCUUCAGGACCAGUCAGAGUCCUGCUCUGCUGCUCUAUGUCAGCUCCUUCUACAGAGAAUACCUGGCCCUGCUUAUCAACAAACAUGAUGAGCUGGAGGUGAGGUAUAAGUUGCAUAGCAGCAGAGAUGUGGAGGUGCUGGAGAGUCCAGGAACUAACUUGGUCGAUGGACAGCUGCACACGGUGUCCAUCAGGAGGCUGGCGGAUACAGUCUCUGUUCAGAUUGACCAGAAUACGAGAGAGGACUUCAACUUGACAUCUGAUGUGGAAUUCAACAGCAUCAAAUCACUCUCUCUGGGUAAAGUGCAUGACUCUGAUGAGGUGGAUGCAGACCUGGUUGGAGUGGCCUCUGUUGGGUUCACUGGCUGUCUGUCAGCUGUUCACUUUAACUCCAUCAGUCCGCUGAAAGCCGCUCUGCUGCACCCUGACAGCGCUGUAAUUGUCACCGGCCCAUUGGUCCAGUCCAGCUGCGGUUCCUCCUCAUCAGCCAAUCCCUAUGCAGCAGAAACAACACACUCUUUAUCAGACCAGCCGAGUUCAGUGGACCCAGGUCAGCCUUUGGUCAACGCCAUCAGGAGUGACUCUGCUCUAAUUGGAGGGGUGAUCGCUGUGGUGAUCUUCAUCACAGUGUCUGCAUUGGUGAUAAUGGCCAGAUUCAUCUGCAGCAGGAAAGAGACGUAUCGGAACCAAGAAGUAAAAGCAUCACAGUCUGAAGACGGCCAUGAGUUCCCCUUCAGCAGCCAGGCGGACUCCCAGAGUGCCCCCAAUGAAAACCAAAAGGAGUAUUUCAUCUAGCAGGAGCCAUUACCUUUAACUGACCUGGAAGGACAGAGGGAGAGGAUCUGCCAAGUGCUCAGUGUUUUACUGGACACCACAGAGUUCAUCAGCCACUGGUACCAAUGAACCAACAAGACGUGGCAGAUCUUUCUUUUCUGUUUGUGAAUAAUGUACAUUUUGCACAAACUGGAAAACGUGUUGGACUAUAAGUUACAGAAGCUGUCCUUUGCAAAAAUGUAAAUAUUCAAUGAUGUAAAUGGUGAUUUGUGUGCUUAUAUCAACAUAUUUCUCCUCCAUAAUUUAUUAAAAUGAAAGUUCAGUCGAUGUGAUGAUUAAAACACAACUUUGUUCCAGUUCAAGUACACUUUUGGACUUGUUGUUGAUUUAUAAAAUGCACUUUUCUAUAAGGAUGAUGAACCCUCCAGCUACAUCUGAGAUGUCAUAGCCAUAAAUGUCAAAACACAGAAAGACAGAUUCUAGCGACUGGAGCAAUGACAUGCACGUCUCCCAUCUACAAAUAACAGCUCAGCCAAAGCACAGAUGCAAAAAAUCUGUUCCAAACCCACCUAAUUUUAACACCGUCUGUAUAUAUGAAUACCAAAUGAAAGUAACAAAAGCUUUACUUUCACACUCUGCCUUUAAGUUGGUGAGAUUUUAUUUCACGCCCUGUGCUUUUCUUUUAAACUCCAAGCACCACAACACCUUUACAGGGAUAAAGAUUUUUUCUUAUUUAUUUAGUUUUAUUUCUACUUUUUGCCUGUACUAAUGUCAGUGAGCAGCUGACAUUUUUAAUGUAGCUUUCAGCAGUAAAUCUUCAAAUGGCAUGGGCUAUAAAACACUGCCUGUCUGUCACCUACUUCAUUUUGCAGACAUUUAAUGUGGUUUUGCUGAAACACUAAUCUGUGUUUGGCUGACAGGCAGACUAAGAGAUUGUCUGAACGGCAAAAAGGAAGAACUGAACUGAGGCUGACAGUGAGACUUAAGUGAUGCAGUAAAAGUCGGUCAUCCAAAUAUUAAGAAAGAGUAUUUAUUCAUUGGAUUGUGGUUGGGAUUUCAAAGGUGGGGUCUAUUUCUAUCCCAGACUAAUUACUUGACCUUUGAAAUGACAUAUUUGUUCUUUGAGUUGGUGAGUAGUUGUACAAGCCAGAAUUUCACUUUUGCCUGGAGACUAUAGCAAAAUCUGUGAAAUGAGGCCUCAUGUACUCUUCCAAAAGCAAACAGUUCUCAGUUAACCUUUCCCACAUUCUAAACUUUACUCUAUAUUUUGUAGUUUUUCCCAGAAAUACAGACAGGCAACAAAGAAAAGGAAAAUAAAUAUUAAAAUGUCUUUGUAAAGUCUAGCUUCUUCCAACAGAUAUUCUGUUUUUUUGGUGUCUUGAUUUGGCAGUACAGAGCUAACACAUGUUCACACCUAAACAGCAGAAGAAAUCAUUUGCAAAUGAUUCCAAAAGUGAUACAUUUGACAGUGUUUGUAACACUUCUACUUCACAAUUUAUCAGAGACCAGCAGAAAUGACACCCAAUGUCCACAAUGUUUAGAUGAUCAAAAUAACUGUAGGGAAUAGGAAACGCUACAAGAAAAGCAUAGGAAAAUAAAUUAAAGAUGGUCAGUCUGUGCUGUAGUGAAAGCUGUAAUAAUGUACUGUUUGCAAAUCGGUCUAAUUUGUGUCACAUUAAAGCUGCAGCACUUGAUUUUAGGGGUUUUGGUCGGGGUUUUUUUGUUCUGCUGGAGGCAAAAAUCAGAAUAAUCUUUUAGCAUAUUGCAAUUCACAUGUUCUGAAAGGAAUCUGUAUCCCACGACCUAGACUUUAGCUUAUCGCAUGUGUUAUCAGACAGGCUGGGGGGUUAAUAUAUGUUUGAAUGUUGUCCAAUCGCAAGUCCCUUUUACACAGCAAUUCUGUUACGGGAAUGUUUUAUCUUUAUUCCGGAAUGACAUCUAUGUAAACAAAAUGGCGGAUCAUUUGGUCCCACCUCUGUCCCGGCUCUGUAACGCCUCCGGAGGUAGUAACAGAGCCGUGAUAAAGGUGGAAUCAUGAUUCUGGAACGCU
This is a messenger RNA of Sphaeramia orbicularis (orbiculate cardinalfish), 6127 nucleotides long. RefSeq names its product contactin-associated protein-like 4. The record is from RefSeq and is a predicted model, not a curated record. Lineage: Eukaryota; Metazoa; Chordata; Actinopteri; Kurtiformes; Apogonidae. The transcript has 24 exons. Bases 163 to 4098 code for a protein of 1311 amino acids.